ACUCGCGGAGCGAUGAAAUCGCAUCGAUGACGGUUUGUGGUGGCGUUUCGCGAAUUUUUUAAUCACGAUUUUCUACACUUUGUUAAACGUUGGAACGCGCAAUAUUGAUUUCGAAACCGCAGUGUUAUUGAUUACCCCGGCGGAGUAACGACGAGGGUCGUUGGCGGCGGUGGCGGUGGUGGUUGUGACGUAUGCAGCGACACCGUCGCAUAUUUUCGCUAGUCCUCCUGGUCGCGCUACUCCUCCAGCUUUCGCGAAAUGCCCAAAAAGAAACCAAUUCCAGUGGAGGACCUCAUAAUACCACCUCAAGACGGUAGGAUAUGCGGUACGAUAUGCCUGUGUCAGAUGACGCUCGUUUUAAGUAGCGUGGCGAUCGUUUAUCUGACCGUGGCCAUCUACGUACCCUCAUCUCGUGCCCUACAAUCGGGAAUUACCGAAGAUCCCGUCAUGUGCACGACCACGAGAGCCGUCAUCGUCGAAAACUGCGACUGGGGAUCCUGUGGUGAGUGGUGUUUGAGCAAAACGUCCGGUUCCUGCAUGCAGAUAUAUGUCAAUCUGCGCCACAACGGUUCCUCUUUGUUGUUGGCUAAUUGCACGAAUACCGCGAAUAAAACUUGCUACGGAAUCGACCAGGAGAACGCGAAAAGAAGUCGUUGCAUAGCGGAUGAGUGCAAGAACCUCACCGGAACAUUCAAUUGCACCACGGGAACGUGCAUCAACAUAACAGAUGCUUUCGAGUGCAUUUUUACAGAAACCGAUCCGGCGCUUAAAUGUUCCGGCAGAAGAGGUAAGAUAACUUGCAUAGAUCUCGACGGUUUAUACAAUUGUAAAAGAGGAACUUGCGAAAGAAUCAGAAUACCCUACAAUUGCGAUAGACGAUGCGUAGACAUCCCAACGAGAAAUAAAAACGUUAUACUCUUAAGCGGGGAUAAGGUUUAUUUAUCUCAAUGUCAGAGAGCGCUAGAAUUAGAAACGGAAGAAGAAAUAUGGAACCAAUCACAAGACAACAUCAUGAUGACGUCAUGUUACAGCAUCAUGAAUACCACCAAGGGUGUUGUCGCUGUAGACUGCGUAAAUGGUUCUCUUUUAGCAAACAACGUCCUAAGCGAUCUUACCAACUUUACGUAUCUCAGCUAUUUGAGCGUUUUUAGCACGAUACCACUCGACGAAAAAAGAAAAAUCGCUCCUCCCGAACCGGAUUUGCUCAUCGCCAACGAAAGUCGUUUACUCAUUAACCUCGAGGGUUGCGUUAAUACCCUUCGAGAUGAAUGUAAGGAGUUCCUGCGGGUUUAUGGGAAGGAUGGGACCGACCAUAACGCUCGCGCCCGCUUCCCAUGCUUCUAUUCAGCUGAAAACACUGAUAUCGUCGUCGCACGUUUCGAUCUCGCCACCACAACCAAACAAUUCUUGGUCGCUUUCGUACUGCCAUCCGUUCUGUUCGUUGUCUCGUGCCUUACGCUUAUUUUAUGUCAACGCACCGUAGUUGUUGGUGAUGAUGCCAAAAUGCGGUUUCAGGGAUGCACUGAUGCUCAAAUUGAAUUCGAAAAAAGUACUUCGGCCAAUAAUAUGGCAGAUAGAGGAGAAAACUCAAUAAUGGCAUUGUAAAAAAAA
Molecule: messenger RNA, 1611 nt
Organism: Onthophagus taurus
Lineage: Eukaryota; Metazoa; Arthropoda; Insecta; Coleoptera; Scarabaeidae
Gene: Teh3
Product: tipE homolog 3 phospholipid transfer protein
Biological process (GO): regulation of sodium ion transport
Cellular component (GO): plasma membrane
Molecular function (GO): sodium channel regulator activity
Source: RefSeq, a predicted model, not a curated record